This is a messenger RNA of Didymella exigua CBS 183.55, 702 nucleotides long. RefSeq lists its product as uncharacterized. The record is from RefSeq and is a predicted model, not a curated record. NCBI's taxonomy places the organism in Eukaryota, Fungi, Ascomycota, Dothideomycetes, Pleosporales, Didymellaceae. Bases 1 to 702 code for a protein of 233 amino acids. The transcript is spliced from 2 exons.
AUGCAAGACGAUCAGAAGACUUUUGACCAGUCACAAUCGCCAUUCAUCAGUAGGCUUCCUCUGGAGAUACGGCGCAUGAUAUACCUUGAGAUGCUAGGUGGUGUCACUGUAAGGCUCAGAACAGCCGAUGGAAAGCCUGUAGCUCAGCGCUACCUGUGCGACAGCGAUCUCAAGGAGCCACUGUAUCCACGCCGGGUCGAGCUCGAGCUCGCACUCGCUGUGUUGAGGACUUGUCGCCAGAUAUACUCUGAAGCGAUUGAGUACCUGUAUGCCUCCAACACCUUCUCCUUGGCUACUUGGGAUGAUGACUACCCAACCAUCGACUACAUGUCCUACUAUUUCCUGCCACAGCGACUGAUUCAAGUCCAAGACUUACGUAUCGACUGGGAAUUAGACAGCUUCUACUUCAGUCGCCACGACGGGAUCACCGCGGACCAGCUCCAGUUCGCAGCGUGGAAGAACUCUUGGGCCGCCCUACCAGUCAUGACAGGUCUUCGGAAGCUGCAUGUCACCAUCUGGUUUAGAUGGCGCGACAUGAUCGAUUGCUACGAGGAGAUUUGGGAGCCCAACGAGAGAGCACUACUGGAGCCUGUUGGAUCGGUCACAGCGCCGAGGAGUUUCGUCCUUGUGUUGCCAGAUCGCAGAUGCUCAAUUGAUAUCGACAUGGGAGACUCAGCAUGUGUUCUCGAGCUACCGAAAUAG